This is a messenger RNA of Trematosphaeria pertusa, 1545 nucleotides long. Its product is annotated as FAD/NAD(P)-binding domain-containing protein. Bases 1 to 1545 code for a protein of 514 amino acids. The transcript has 5 exons. Lineage: Eukaryota; Fungi; Ascomycota; Dothideomycetes; Pleosporales; Trematosphaeriaceae. Gene Ontology annotation, molecular function: NADP binding; flavin adenine dinucleotide binding; N,N-dimethylaniline monooxygenase activity. The record is from RefSeq and is a predicted model, not a curated record.
AUGGUAGGCGCGCUGGGCCUGGUGGCGUUAAAGAACCUCGCGGAGGAAGGCUUCGAUGUGACGGGGUUUGAGAGGAACGGAUAUGUGGGCGGCUUAUGGCAAUAUACCCAGGAAGACAAAACCUCCGUGAUGCGGGAAACGGUAACCAAUAUCUCGAAAGAACGGGGUUGCUUUACUGAUUUCGAAUUUCCAGCUGAUGUGCCGACGCAUCCUUCCGCAGCGCAGGUGCAGCAGUAUCUUCUGGAGUACACUAAGCAAUUCAACCUCGAGCCUCGCACCCGGCUAAACACUAACGUUCGACGCGUGACCUUCGACGAGAAGAGGCACAAGUGGGCCCUAGAUAUUGAAGACCGACCUACGGAGUACUUCGACAAAGUCGUCGUCUCAGUUGGCGCCAAUAAUGUUCCUAACAUUCCUACCAUUGAAGGGAUGCAUAAGUUUGAGGGUGAAUGCAUCCAUUCACGUGCUUUUAAAAGUAGGCCGGAAGAUCUCAGAGAUAAGCGCGUAAUGGUCGUCGGAUUCGCGAACACGGCUGCGGAUACAGCAACCCAGCUAGUCGGUCAUGCCUCAAAGAUAUAUCUUUCGCACACACAUGGCAACUAUAUCAUCCCUCGCGUGAUCGACGGCCGCUCCGGGGACCACUCACUCAGCUACCGUCUCGUUAAUGUGCACAACUUCAUGACCUGCUACUUCCCGAACCUAGCGGAGAAGAUGUUCAACGCCUUUGUGAAGAAGCUGCAGAACAAGUGCUUCACCAUACGGCCGGAAUGGGGCUUCGAACCCGCACCCAGCUUGAAGCAAUCCAUCCCCAUCGUCUCCGAUGACCUAGUCUCCUGCCUGGAAAACAGCAGCGUGGAAUCCGUACAAGGCAUCAAACGUAUCCUCGCCGGGAAAAAAGUCGAACUGGAGAACGGAGAGCUCGUUGAAGUAGGCACCAUCGUCCUCUGUACCGGAUACAAGUCCGACUUCAGCAUCGUGGACCCCGAGUACGACCCCACACGCUGCACCACCAAGGCGUGGGCCGCCGCCGCCGGCUCAAACGGAAAGCCGCUGCCGCGCCUCUACCAAAACAUGCUCAGUCUGCAGAAGCCGGAGAGUCUUGCCUUCCUGGGCAGCGUCGCCUUCACCUUUCCAGCCUUCCAAAUCUACGACAUGGGCACCAUGGCUCUCGCCCAGAUCUGGAAAGGCGCGGCGUCGCUCCCGCCACGAGAAGAGAUGGAGAAGGCGGUAGACGAGCACCACGAGUGGGUGUGCAGCCUUGCGAGGAACGGGAGUGUGUAUCCUGGCAUUGCGAAGCCGGGACCGUGGAUGCGCUGGGCGAAUGAGGCUGCGGGGACGGGCGCCAAUGAGUAUCUGGGCUAUGGGUGGAAAGGGUGGAUGUUCUGGCUGAGAGAUCGCAGGUUUUGUAAUUUGCUGAUGGGUGGGGUUUAUAGCCCGCACUUGUUUCGGUUGUUCGAGGGGAAGAGGAAGAAGUGGGAUGGUGCGAGGGAGGCUAUUGUGAGGGCGAAUGAGGGGCCGUACAAGGAGAAGGAUAAGGAUGUUUAG